Molecule: messenger RNA, 1023 nt
Organism: Eruca vesicaria subsp. sativa (arugula)
Lineage: Eukaryota; Viridiplantae; Streptophyta; Magnoliopsida; Brassicales; Brassicaceae
Source: the annotation of a GenBank genome assembly
AGGAUACCAAAAUUCACUUUCAAUGGCUGCAAUGCUCAGAUUCCACCUCUCCUCCUCUUCCUACAAACCAAUCUCCUUCUCCUCCUCAAUCUCCUCGACGGACCUCAACUCAAAGCUCUCUCUCCUCUCUCUCAACCCCUCUCCACACCCGCGAAAAUCCACCGUCAUCCGUAUGGGCGGCGGUCCAAGAACCUUCCCAGGCGGCGUCUCCAAGUGGCAGUGGAAAAGGAUGCAAGCCAAGAAGCAGAAACAGCUCCUCAAGGCGCGGUUAUCACGUGAACGCCAAAUCUACGAGAUGCGUAAACGCGCAGAGCUAAAAGCGGCGGUUGCUGAGCUUGAACGACCCUGGGAACCGGUUCAGAAACCUCCCAAUCUAUUCUCGGUUUGCGCCGACGAGCAGGUUAAGGUUUUAGCGGACCGGUUUCAGAAACCGGGCGGGUUUGAUCUCUGGACCGAGAGGGAUGGGCCGCAGGUGUUUGAGGCUGUGGAUGAUUUGCCUUCUGCGAGGUUUUUCCCUAAAGGUGUUGUUCAUAGUGUGAAGCCGUACCGGAGUUUGGGGAGCUCCGGUGAGUCGGAGGGAGAAGAGGGUUUGCGGAAACAGGAAGGAGUCAGUGGGAUGCGUCGUGGUCGGAGGGUGAAGAAGGAAGAAGGUAAGAGGGUGGAGAAGCGUGUUGUUAAUGGAGGUAAAUCAAGAAGAUCGUCUCAGGUAUACGAUAUGACAUUGCAGAACGAUGGGAGAUACGAAGUUGGAUCUUAGUUACUAAACUAGUGUUUCUUUUAUUUGUUGAUGUCUUUAUAUAAUCAGUGAUGAUGUCUGUGUCUGAAACAUAAACGUGUAUAUGUAAAACAUGUAACAGAUUAAUCACAGAACCUUUAGUUUUAGUAUUGUAUAUUUGUAUUUUUUCUCAGGUUUGUGUCUGCAAAACAAUAAGAACCUGUAGCUCUGUAGAAUGUUAGUCUUUAUGUGGUGGGAUUAGGACCGGUUCUGAGAUUUAUAGAAUUUGGAACAAUUAUGGAUUAAGG